AUGUCCCAACCAAAAACGACGCCCGGUCGGGACGUCGCAGUCGCUGGAGACUGCGCCACGGAGAAUGUCGCAGCGGCUGAAGCUGGAACGGGCAGGCUGCCCGCCGCCCAUUUGAAGCCGAUGCAGGGAUGGAGCCUGUGGCUCACGCUGGCAUGCCUCGGACUGGGUCUCCUGCUCUCGAGCCUGGAGACGACGAUUAUCGGAACGGCCUUGUUGUCGAUUUCGUCGAGCUUGGGGGGGUUUGACAAGAGCAACUGGGUCGUGACGUCGUAUCUCAUCACUUACACGGCCUUUUUGGUUGUAUGGGCUCGCGCGAGCGACUUGGUAGGGAGGAAGACGACCCUGAUUCCCGCGCAGCUCAUCUUUACCUCGUUUUCCCUCGCCGGCGGUCUAAGCCAGACGAUGAAGCAACUCAUCGUCUUCCGCGCCUUCCAGGGCCUGGGCGGCGCAGGCCUGUACAGCCUGGCCAUGACCGUCAUGGCCGAGGUGACGCCCGUCCAGCACAUUGGCGUCACCUUUGGCAUGAUGAGCGCCAUCUUUGCCACGAGCAGCAUCCUCGGCACGAUCCUCGGUGGUGUCAUUGCCAACUCGACGACCUGGCGAUGGGUCUUUUACCUCAAUCUUCCUCCCGGAAUCAUCUGCCUCGUCGUCGUCAUCUUCGUCUUCCCCGUCAACACAGGACCGCUCCCGCGCACGUGGCGCACCCUCCAGGGCAUCGACUUCCUCGGCGUUGCGACAUUCCUCGGCGGCUGCAUCCCGCUCAUCUUCGCCCUCGAGUCCGGCGGUGUGCACUACAGCUGGAACAGCGCCGUCGUCGUCGCGAACCUGGUCGUCGGCGGCGUGUGCUUCGCCGCCUUUGCCCUGUGGCAGUGGUACGUCGACCGGCGUCCGCCCAACCAGAACCUGCUGCCGCUCUUCCCGGUGCGCAUCGUGUCGCAGCGAACGGCCGGCCUGAUAAUAUCGUCCGCCUUCUUCUCGGGCUUCCCCUUCAUGGCCAUGCUCAUCUUCCUGCCGCAGCGGCUGCAGGUACAAAACGGCCUGAGCCCCAUGCAGGCCGGCAUCGACAUGCUCGCGCUGCUGCUGCUGACGGCAACGGGGUCGGGCAUCGGCGGCAUGGUGUCGGCGCGGGCCCGGGUCAAGGGCAUGGCGUGGUACAUGAUGGCGGGCGCCAUCCCGCUACAGAUCGUCGGCCUCGGGCUGCUGAUGACGCUGCCCGACGGGGCGAGCGCGGUGCCGGCGCGGCAGUACGGCUUCCAGGUCCUGCUGGGGCUCGGGUUCGGCAUCGCCAUCAGCAGCCAGACGAUUGCCGUGAGGCUAGAGGUCAACCACCGCGACACUAGCGUCGUCACGAGCGCCAUCACGCAGGUCCGGGUCCUCGGUGGCCUCGUCGGCAUCGCCAUCGGGCAGAGCAUCAUCUCCAGCCGGCUGAGCUGGCAGGUCGGCCCCGUCCUGGGACGCGAGAAGCUGGGCGAGAUCCUGACGUCCAUCAACCGGGUCAAGCAGCUGCCGGCCGAGGAGGCGGCGCUGGUGCGGCUAUCGUACGGGCAGGCCAACCUGACCAUGUACAAGGCGAUGCUGGGGUUCGCCGUCGUCGCGCUGGCGUCGUGCCUGGCGGCGUGGAAGCCCGGCUUUGACAGCAUGCUGGACGCGGAGAGCAGGCACCGGGAGCUGCAGCACCAGGAGAGCAGCGACGGCAACCGGUCCGAGACGACGACGGAGGAGAAGCCUGGCCGGCCCUGA
This is a messenger RNA of Akanthomyces muscarius, 1740 nucleotides long. RefSeq lists its product as uncharacterized. Gene Ontology annotation, molecular function: transmembrane transporter activity. The record is from RefSeq and is a predicted model, not a curated record. The transcript is spliced from 7 exons. Bases 1 to 1740 code for a protein of 579 amino acids. Gene Ontology annotation, biological process: transmembrane transport. NCBI's taxonomy places the organism in Eukaryota, Fungi, Ascomycota, Sordariomycetes, Hypocreales, Cordycipitaceae.